Molecule: messenger RNA, 2456 nt
Organism: Egretta garzetta (little egret)
Lineage: Eukaryota; Metazoa; Chordata; Aves; Pelecaniformes; Ardeidae
Gene: CLNK
Product: cytokine dependent hematopoietic cell linker
Exons: 15
Coding region: 1-1218 (405 amino acids)
Biological process (GO): cell surface receptor protein tyrosine kinase signaling pathway; intracellular signal transduction
Source: RefSeq, a predicted model, not a curated record
AUGACACCUGCUGACAUUUUUUCUCCAUUUCAUACAGAAAAGAGAACUUUUCCUGCUAAUACAUAUGAUUUUAACAAAGAUUUGACAAUGAAAGGCAAGAGUGACUUACAACCUUCUUCCAAGGUACCUGGGGAGGAAGAAGGUGAUUAUGAGACUGUAAGUUCUUCCACUCUGGAGGCCAUCCAUGCUUUGAGAAUCCUUCCUGCCAAACCUCUACAAGAAUCUGAAUAUGCAGACAAACGCUGUUUAAGGCCUUCAGGUACCACUUCCCCAGUGAACAGCCAGCACACAUCUCAGCCCCCUCAACACUCAGCUAAACACAUGCCUGUACUGGAGGGAAGAAGCAUGCCAAGUGUUAGAGGACAAAGAGUGAAAAUACAUGGACCCGAGAAUCCUGUGCCUCCCCCACGGCCUCUGAAGACAUUGCCAAAGCAGUAUCAGCCGCUUCCUCCGGAGCCGAAGAUAAGCAGCCAGUUCUUUCACAUGAGAAAAACGCUCAGCCAAGCUCAUACUUUUCCAAUAACAGCAAAAGUCACAAGAAAUCUAUCUGUUAAGGAACUAAACGAAGCACCUGGAAGCAAACAAGCUAUACAUAUGGAGAAGAAACCUGAAAUAUCUUUUAGAGCACAACAGCAUAAACCAAAGCAUCACCCUGAAGCCAGCCUUCAAUGUACGCAGAGAUCUAAAAGGAUUUGCAGCUCAGGGUCCAUGUUAAAUGUAGAGAAUUUUUCAGUGAAGAGGUCACCAUCUCCUAUGCCGUACGCAGCAUGCAAAAAUAAAUCAAAACAUUCACCUGUAAAACAGGAAAUGCAAUCUCUUACCCAACCCACUGAAAAGGAUUUAAACCAGUAUGAAUGGUACAUUGGAGAAUAUGAUCGCCAUGAAGCAGAGAGGGCGCUGUUAGAGGAAAACACUGAUGAAACAUUCUUGGUUAGAGAUUGUUCAAAGAAAUCAAACGCUGAACCCUAUGUUUUGGUUGUCUAUUAUGGAAGAAAAGUAUACAACAUUAAAGUACGUUUUCUGGAAGCGAGCCAACAAUAUGCACUGGGAACAGGGCUCAGAGGAGAUGAUAAAUUUAAUUCUGUGAAAGAAAUCAUUGACUUCUACAAAUACGUUCCCAUCACACUCAUUGACGGAAAGGAUAAAUCAGGAAUCCAGAAAGAACAAUGCUACCUUACGUAUCCAUUUAAGUCACACAAAAGAUGUUUUCUGCCUUAAUACCACCUACCUGUUUGUAUAGAUGUAAAUAGAACAAUUAUUUAAGUGUCUCAAAAACCAGAUUAGCCUUUGAUUAAGGAGCUCCCCAUAUUAUGAAGCAUUCUAAAUGCUCCACUAAAAGACUUCUCUCCAACCGAGAAUACAGACCUACUCCAUUUUUUGAUUCUUGUAAUUUGUUUUUAACUUUGAGCAUACAGGUUAAGUAUACGCCAUUGUAUUAAUACACAGAAAAGUGUUAAGAGAGACUCACUCCUGAUAUCUUACAAUGAUUGCACAAUUUGCUUAUCGUCCACUGUAUCUUCUAACACAAGACAAAAACCAAACUCAGUCUUGCUUACUGUUAAUGUUACUGAAGCUCAGUUAGUAGCACUACCUAAUAAAGCAUACUGCAGUCCUAUAAAAAAAUUCUUGCUUUUAAAAAUACACAUGAAAUGCUAUGUAUCUGAAUAUUCACUGUUUAACAAUUUCAUUCGGUCUGCAUAUGUGUUUGCACAACAUGCUGUGCUCAGCAGCCACUGAAGUCAGUGGGUGUUAGCUGGUGCUCCUAAGUAUCGGAGGUUAUAAUGUUAGUUAAGUAAUAAAUUUACAUAAUUAAAGCUAACACUUAUUCUUUAGCUUGAGUAGCAGAUACUUGUAUUCCAUAUCUGAGCUUUCAACCACUUACAUAGUAGGACCAUUAUGCAAACAGUCCCUUUGAAUUCACACCGUGUGCAAAUGUAGAGAUAAAAAUCAUCAGUAGGAACAGUAGGUGUGCUUCAAACUCAGCACGAGAACAUGCUCCAAUGUGUAUCAAGGACAAGAAUAAGGUGGUGUUUUUCCAGCAAAAAACACAGCAAUAUUUAUUCAUAUAAUUUCAGUUUUGGAAGCCUUAACUAAAGAUUGAUUAUAAAUAUGAAAGGCAAACUUCAGUAUUUUUCUGGAAAGCAUCCAUAAUCUUCCUUUCUAAGCACACUCAGGAGUUUGACCAGGCAAUUGAAAUAUACCAGGAAAGCAAUCUCAGUUACUUUAUCCUUACAGAACAGGAACAAGAAUAAAAACAUUCAAGCCCAAAACAUGACAUUCCAACCCAAUUUAUGAUUUAGUAUGUAGUGCUAGAAACUAGCUCUAAAAAAAAAAAAAUCUAGCAGUUGGUUGUUAUUUCCUUGCAACCUUUUGUGGUGGGUUGACCCUGGCUGGAUGCCAGGUGUCCACCGAAGCCACUCUAUCAUUCCCCCUCCUCAGCUGGGAUGGGGAGACAA